Molecule: messenger RNA, 677 nt
Organism: Erythranthe guttata (spotted monkey flower)
Lineage: Eukaryota; Viridiplantae; Streptophyta; Magnoliopsida; Lamiales; Phrymaceae
Source: RefSeq, a predicted model, not a curated record
GCUUCGGGCCAGAGAAAAAAAAAAAAAAAAAAAAAAAGAAAAUGGCUUCUGCUCCCCCGAUCAUGUCAUCUCUUCAUGUAAUGGUGCCUUGUCCAAAUUAUCCUUCGACACGUGGAUUCAUCGCCGCGAAUCGAACCACCGUACACAAAUCCGCCGUAAACACGGCAUCAGUUUCAACGGCCGCCGUGAACGAUGAAAUUUCCGCCAUUAUUACGUCAGACCCUGCUCAGGCCGAAAUCACUUGGCAGAUUGUGCUCGGCGCUCUAGCUGGGGUUACUCCAUUUGUGGUUGCUGGGAUUGAGUUCACCAAGAGAAUUGUGGAACAGAAGAACUGUAAGGUGUGCAAAGGCUCCGGGCUUGUUUUGAGGGACAAAAAAUACUUUUUUCGCUGCCCUCGUUGUGGUGGGUUUUUGCCAUGGCAGUCAUGGAGAAGAUUCUUUACUGGUUAGAUACAUCAUACGAAGCUCUAUCUAUAUAUUCGAACAAGAAUAUAUCGGAGCUUGUUGUUUCUAUUUGCAACGGGAAUCCAGACAUCGUGUUUCGUUCGUAUUUAAUGUAGCUAUUGUUCUCGAGUACGAUUUGUAAAGUAUAUGCAGUUUUACGUUUUAUUUAUAGGCAAAUAGUUGAAAUGUAGACGCUAAAAUAUUAUUACGUAUUAAUUUAUCGAUUUCAUGGCU